Molecule: messenger RNA, 1434 nt
Organism: Hibiscus syriacus
Lineage: Eukaryota; Viridiplantae; Streptophyta; Magnoliopsida; Malvales; Malvaceae
Product: gibberellin receptor GID1C-like
Exons: 1
Biological process (GO): floral organ morphogenesis; positive regulation of gibberellic acid mediated signaling pathway; raffinose family oligosaccharide biosynthetic process
Cellular component (GO): nucleus; cytoplasm
Molecular function (GO): hydrolase activity; gibberellin binding
Source: RefSeq, a predicted model, not a curated record
GAGUUCCUUGACCGUCGAGUCCCUGCUAAUGUGAAUCCAGUUGGUGGGGUUUUCUCAUUUGACGUCCUCAUCGAUCGUGGUACGGGCCUCCUGUGUCGGAUUUAUAGACCGGCUACCGGUGAAGAGCCUCAGCUGAAUAUUGUUGACCUUGAGAAGCCUGUUACAGCUGAGGUUGUCCCUGUUAUAAUUUUCUUUCACGGGGGAAGCUUUGCACAUUCCUCAGCGAAUAGUACUAUAUAUGAUAAUCUGUGUCGGAUAUUGGUUGGUACCUGUAAGGCUGUUGUGGUCUCGGUGAACUAUCGGCGUGCUCCUGAAAAUAGAUAUCCAUGUGCUUAUGAUGAUGGGUGGACUGCUCUUAAAUGGGUUAACUCUAGAUCAUGGCUUCAAAGUCGGAAAGAUUCGAAGGUUCAUAUAUAUUUGGCUGGUGAUAGCUCCGGUGGUAACAUCGCACACCACGUAGCUCUGCGAGCUGUUGAAUCAGGAAUCAAUAUAUUGGGAAAUAUAUUGCUCAAUCCUAUGUUUGGUGGACAAGAAAGAACUGAAUCCGAAAAGCGUUUAGAUGGGAAGUACUUUGUUACACUACGAGACAGGGAUUGGUAUUGGAGAGCCUUUCUCCCCGAGGAUGCAGACCGGGACCAUCCUGCAUGUAACCCGUUUGGUCCCAAUGGUAGAAGUCUCGAAGGAAUCAAAUUCCCGAAGAGUCUUGUGGUGGUUGCUGGCUUUGAUCUUAUUCAGGAUUGGCAAAUGGCUUAUGUUGAAGGGCUCAAAAAGGCCGGCCAAGACGUUAAACUUCUAUAUAUGGAACAGGCUACGAUCGGUUUCUACUUGUUGCCAAAUAACAACCACUUCCAUUUCGUUAUGGAUGAGAUAAGUAAAUUCGUGAGUUCUGACUGUUAAUAGAAUUAACCAACUGGCAGCGGUGUACGAAAGGAGCUUGACAGUCCACUAGUGGCCAACACUAAGUUUGCAGUUCACGGUACUACUGAUCACUAUAAUAUUAAUCAUGGUGUUAUUGAUCUCUGCUUAUUUUGCCUUAUAUGGUGGUGAAGCGGUAUUUCAGCAUGUAGCUGGACCACUAAUUGUUCCGGUCUGCAUUCAGUGAAGUUCACGGCGAUUAUAGCCUUUUUGACUACGUUUGCAGAUCUCUAAGUGUUACAAACUCCGACAACAUGCCCCAAAGGAGAAGAUUCGGUACCCGAUCAAGGGAUCGGUGUACCCAGUUAAUGUUAUAUAUGUUUUAGAACAUGGAUUAGAAAAGUUCCACUGUGUUGUGACCCUGUAUGUCUAUACAUAUCACGUGUUGGUAUAUAAAAGGAUGUUUACGUGUAUCGGUUUUUUUCGCCUACUGUUAUUAGAUAUUGUCCCUGUUUGCCACUUUACUAGGAAAGUGUAAAAAUACAGCUAUGAUUUAUAAGAUUGAGAAAUUUUGGAUUA